AUUUCUUACUCUUGCUUACUCCGUGUAUUGUAAACGACGCAUCAUACCGUGUAUUGGACAACUGUAUCACUGUGUAUCUAUUCGUAGAGACAACUUGAAGGUUUCUACCGUACCGUAGCGAUCGGAAGGCUUCAGGUUUCAGUGUUGAAGAGUGAUAAUGCCCACCGUAGUGAACUCCUCACUCACCUACGAAAUUCUCAUGUAUCUGAACUCGUUUUACUUCGGCAUGUUCGCCGUAUGUGAGCUGGGCAUGGGGCUAUUCAAGGUCGCGAAUUUGCCAUCACCGGGCACAAGCAAGACUCUGACAGAGUUUGCGCUUCUGUUUUUCUUGAUAGUGACGGAGAGCGGCAGGAUUUAUCUGGGAAGAAAGGGAAAUCUAACUGAGCGUGGACUGCCAAUUCUCAUCGGAAUCGUCCUGACCAUUCCCAGCUCGCUAGCAACGCUCUACUUCCUGCUCUGGCAGUACUACGUACUCAGGUUGGAGAUGAUUCUCUGCAGUAUACAGUUGGUUCUGCUAGCAUCCGAGGUAGUCAUUGCGAUCAUGUGCCUUAUAGCCAUCCACCGACCGCCAGCUCCAGUGAAAUGACUAAAUGUUAUCUUUUCUGAUAUUCUAGUCGCACGACGACUAUAUUUUACACUUGUCGCUUAAUAAUCUAUUCAAAGUAUCGUCGAUUCAUCAAGGUCGAAAUCAAACUUUUUGACAACAUUGUUUUUUGAUACACAAUAAGACUUCUUGCUAUGUACGAUUAUAUCUAUUAUAUCUCUACGUGUAAAAAAUCCUGUACAGGAAAGAGAAUCAGAUUAU
Trachymyrmex septentrionalis is the source of this 805-nucleotide messenger RNA. Its product is annotated as transmembrane protein 216-like. Gene Ontology annotation, cellular component: ciliary transition zone. Bases 158 to 586 code for a protein of 142 amino acids. The record is from RefSeq and is a predicted model, not a curated record. Lineage: Eukaryota; Metazoa; Arthropoda; Insecta; Hymenoptera; Formicidae. Gene Ontology annotation, biological process: non-motile cilium assembly. The transcript has a single exon.